Tripterygium wilfordii is the source of this 741-nucleotide messenger RNA. RefSeq lists its product as uncharacterized. The coding region runs from base 1 to 741 and encodes 246 amino acids. Lineage: Eukaryota; Viridiplantae; Streptophyta; Magnoliopsida; Celastrales; Celastraceae. The transcript has a single exon. The record is from RefSeq and is a predicted model, not a curated record.
AUGUCUGGUGGAGUUGGUCCAACAUGCAACGACAUAAGCCUGCCAAAAGAGCACGAACAAGAUCAUAAGCUACAAAAUGACGAUAAGAGCAUCAAAACUCCUACAACCCAGCAACAUAAAGCUGGUUUUCUCAGUUUUCGACAACUCAACGCCCUUGCCGUUAUGAUUGUCUUAUCUGCAAGUGGAAUGGUAAGCCCUGAAGACAUUGCUUUUGUCUUACUUUCAAUCAUCUAUGUGUAUUUCCUGUCCAGAGUUGCAUUCCCUUCUCUUCAACCUGAAAGAGAGAGCUCUGUUUUUGAUUUCAGAAACAGAGUUCUACGUCUAUAUGUCCUUGUUAGUUUCAUAGUUGGGCUCCUUCUACCAAUUGGGUAUAUAUUUGAAGGGAUCUUUGAGGGUGAUAAAGAGGGUAUCAAGGCAGCUGCCCCACAUGUGUUUCUCUUGGCCAGUCAAGUAUUCAUGGAAGGGCUUGUUUUCCGAGGCAAGUUUUCGUUACCCAUAAGAGCCUGUGUGCCUGUGUGUUAUAAUUCAGUGAGGAUGUACGCCAUUCUGGAGUGGUUGAGGAAUGAAUUUUCAAAGGUGGAGGAAGAGUAUGGAGGAUCUGCAAGAAGGCUGUAUGUUGGGAGGGCUCUUGCUAUUGCUAAUCUGGCUUUUUGGUCCUUUAACCUCUUUGGGUUCUUGUUGCCUGUUUAUCUUCCCAAGGCUUUCAAGAGGUAUUACUCAGACCCAAAGAUGAGAGAUUGA